Molecule: messenger RNA, 2992 nt
Organism: Nerophis ophidion (straightnose pipefish)
Lineage: Eukaryota; Metazoa; Chordata; Actinopteri; Syngnathiformes; Syngnathidae
Product: cAMP-regulated D2 protein
Exons: 8
Coding region: 95-1864 (589 amino acids)
Molecular function (GO): cholinesterase activity
Source: RefSeq, a predicted model, not a curated record
GAAAUUGGAGUCACAAGUCUGAGGCAGCAGGCCCGUGGGGAGAUUCGGGACUCCGCUGGGACAUGAGACGUGAAACUAGACCUCCGGUUGCGAGAUGGGGAGCUGGAAGUGUUUGAUGCUGUUGUGCACGUUUCCUUUGGCGCUGGCCUGGAAAAGUGACGAUGACCUUGUCAGUUUCCUGAGAGAACUGGACCCUGGACUCAUGACGCGGGAUGAGCCGUUUAUCUUCAACCCGGACGCCGAGAUAAACUCCCGUGAAGCUUCGGCGCGGGCGGACGUCAGCGCGACCACCGGGCCGGUGGUCAAGACCCAGAGUGGCCAAAUCAAAGGGAUUAGCGCGGACAAGGCCCACAUAUUCUACGGGAUUCCAUUUGCAGACCCCCCGGUCGGGGAUUACCGCUGGAAGCCUCCCAGACCUGUGAGUCCUUGGAAUGGGGUUUACGACGCCACCUUCCCCAGGGCGCAGUGCGUGCAGGGCUGCAGAGGACCGAUCGCUGCGGAAUGUCCUCAAAAUGUCAGCGAGGACUGCCUCUAUCUGAACAUCUUCGUCCCUCUGGACGUCAACUUCGACUCCCCGCCACAAAGUCCACUUCCGGUGAUGGCCUGGAUCCACGGAGGGGAUUUCAUUGCCGGUUCGGCCUCCAAGCCGCUGUACGACGGCCGCUUCUUGAGCAACUUCAGCCGCACUAUCGUCGUGAGCCUGGAAUACCGACUGGGUGCUUUCGGGUUCCUUGUGUCCGGCAAAGACCCUAGCACAGCUGCUGUUGGGAACUACGGCAUCCUGGACCAGCAGGCGGCCCUGCUCUGGGUCCAGAAGAACAUCGGCGUGUUUGGGGGGGACUCCAGCAAGGUGACCUUGUUCGGGGAGAGUGCAGGUGCUCAGUCAGUAAGUGUGCACUUGAUGGUCCACAGCAGCGCGCCGCUCUUCCAACAGGCCGUCCUGCAGAGUUUACCUUUCUCCAUCCCACUCAAGAGCAGACAGGACGCCCUGAAGCUGGGAAAAGACUUUGCCAAGACGACCAAGUGUUCCGUCCGCAACGUGGUCUGCUUGCGCUCUCUCACACCGCAGGCCGUGCUGGAGGCGCAGAUGAAAACAAGUUCCAGAUUUGUGAAUCCAUUCAGGUUCCUGGAGUCGUUUGAAACGUGGGGCCCCUUCGUGGAUGGUGACUUGAUUAAGGAGCAGGAGCUCACCGCCUUCCAAAAUGGCCGCUGGCAGAAAGAGAAGCCCGUGCUGCUGGGUACCACGUCGGAAGAAGGCGUGCUGUUCGUGUACGGCGUGUUUGGCAAGGCCGUGUCUGCGGUGGAGUCCAUCAUGUACGUGACGGCCAUCUUCAAACAACACGCCCUCAGGAUCUUGCACCAGUACCUGCCUCGCUACACACAUGCCGAUCGUAGAGAGAUGCUGGCUCAGAUCGUCACAGACUUCGUCUUCCUGUGUCCGUCGCGCAGGGCGGCGCGUGCGGCCUCAGAAGCCGGCAGCCAUGUGUGGAUGUACGUCUUCGACCACGUGGCGUCCGACCCCCGCGUCUGGUCGGGUCUGACCUUCUGCUACCAUCACGCCUGCCACGGCGCCGAGUUGCCGUUCGUCUUCGACUCGGCGGCGGUGGCCAACUUAACCUUGACGCCGGCCGAGAAGCUGCUGUCCAAUCGGAUGCUGUGCCACUGGGGCGCCUUCGCCCACUCGGGAGACCCCACCUCGCGGGCACGCCAGACCGCCUUCUGCCGGGAGCAGCGCCUGCCCGUCUGGCCUCGCUACUCCGACACCAGCAGCUGGCUGAUCAUGAACCUCACGCUGCGCUCACAUGCACAAUUUGAGACCAGGAGCCAUGUGUGUGACUUCUGGGACCAUCUGGGGGUCUAUUAGCUGCCUACUCACUUUGAAGGCCUUGUUUACUUGCGACUAGGUGCUAAGUCGGUACCUAGUACUAUGUACUCAGUCAGUACCUUGUACUGAGUCAUAAACCGGUACUAUGUACUAGGUCCUAAACCGGUACCUAAUAUUAGGUGCCAAGUCAGUACCUAGUACUAAACAGGUACCUAGUACUAGAUACCAAGUCAGUACCUAGUACUAAGGCCUAAGAAAAUACCGAGUACUAGAUACUAAGUGGGUAUCUAGUAAUAGGUACUAAAAAAUUACCUUGUACUAAGUACUAAUUCAGUACCUAGUACUAAGUCAGUACCUUGUACUAGGUACUAAGACGGUACCUUGUAUUAGGUCCUAAACCGGUACCUUCUACUAGGUGCUAAACUGGUACGUUGUACUAAGUACCAAGUCAGUACCUAGUACUAGGUACCAAGUCAGUACCUAGUACUAGGUCCUAAGUCGGUACCGAGUACUAGAUACUAAGUCAGUAUCUAGUACUAGGUCCUAAGUCGGUACUGAGUACUAGAUACUAAGUCAAUAUCUAGUAAUAGGUACUAAACAGUUACCUAGUACUAGGUACCGAAGCAGUACCUAGUACUAGGUACUAAGUCAGUACCUAAUACUGACUUAGUGCCUAGUUAGUAAGUCAAUACCUAGUACUAGGUACUAAAUCGGUACAUAGUACUAGGUCCUAUACCUGUACAUUGUACUAGGUCCUUAACUGGUACGUUGUACUAGUUACCAAGUCGGUACCAAGUACUUGGUACUAAACAGGUACUUAGUACUAGGUACCUGUUUAGUACCAUGUACCAAGUACAUGGUACUGACUUAGUACCUAGUACUAGGUCCUGAACAAGUCAUUAUCUUGUACUAGGUACCAAGUCAGUACCAAAUACUUGGUACUAAACAGGUACUUAGUACUAGGUACCUGUUUAGUACCAUAUACUUGGUACUGACUUGGUACCUAGUACAAGGUACUGACUUAGUACCUACUACAAAGUACCGGUUUAGGACCUAGUACUAGGUACUAAGUCAGUUUAGUACCAUGUACCAAGUACAUGGUACUAAACAGGUACCUAGUACUAAGUACCUGUUUACUAAGUACCAACUUGGUACCUAGUACUAGGU